AUCUUGACGCCUGGAUGUGUAGGCCUCGCAGAGAGAGAGAGGAAGGAGCGCUUUCGUCGCGAUGCUGGUGCCGGUCUUCACGCUCAAGCUGAGCCACAAGAUCCUGCCCCGGAUGGUGGCCCUGGGCAAGUACGACGGGACCCACCCCUGCCUCACGGCGGCCACCCAGGCCGGAAAGGUUUUCAUCCACAAUCCCCAUGCGCGUAGCCAGCGUGUCAAUACGAACCGUUUGGUGCUGAGCACCCAGGAUGCGGAUAUCUCUCUCCUAAACAUCAAUGAGGCCGUCAGCUGUUUGACUGCAGGGGUGCUGAACCCCGACCUUGGCUGUGAUACCCUUCUUGUUGGCACCAGGACCAGUUUGUUGGCGUACGAUGUGCACAACAACGCAGACUUGUUUUAUGCAGGGGUCACUGGUGACAACGUUCGUUCGUUGGCGUUGUGCGACUUCGAUGCAGAUGGGAAAAAAGAGCUGCUUGUUGGUUCUGAAGAUUAUGAUAUCAGAGUUUUUAAAGAAGAUGAGAUUGUGGCAGAAAUGUCAGAAACCGAGACAGUCACGGCCCUUACCUCAAUGUGCAGCAGCCAAUUUGGCUAUGCCCUUUCUAAUGGAACUGUUGGCAUUUACAACCGGACGUCCCGCUAUUGGAGAAUUAAAUCUAAAAACCAGGCCAUGAGCAUCCAUGCGUUUGAUAUCAACUCUGAUGGAGUGUGCGAACUUAUCACUGGCUGGUCCAGUGGGAAGAUUGAUGCACGCAGCGACCGUACUGGAGAGGUCAUCUUCAAGGAUAAUUUUUCUUCCUCGGUUGCGGGAAUAGUAGAAGGGGAUUAUCGCAUGGAUGGCAACACCCAGUUAAUCUGCUGCUCGGUUGAUGGCGAAGUGCGAGGAUACCUUCCAGGAAGCCAGGAGACGAAGGGGAAACUGUUGGACACAAGUGUGGACCAGGACCUGAUUCGGGAGCUGAGCCAAAAGAAGCAGAACCUGCUGCUCGAGUUGCGGAACUAUGAAGAAAAUGCCAAGCAAGUGGAACUCAACACUCAAGUGAAUGAGGCGGAUGGGCAAAAGGGGGUGAUCCCAGCCAACACCCAGCUCCAGACGGCACUCUCGGUCAACCUGGGAUCCGAUAGCGAAUCUGCUCAUGUCGAGUUGUGCAUUUCCACAUCCAAUGACACCGUCAUCAGAGCCGUGCUCAUCUUUGCCGAGGGGAUCUUUGAAGGGGAGAGCCACGUGAUCCACCCCAACCUGCAGAACCUUUCAAGCUGCAUCAAGGUUCCCCUCACUCCCCCCAAGGACGUCCCCGUGGAGCUGAACAUCAAGGCCUUCGUCGGUUACAGGAAUAGCACACAGUUCCAUGUUUUUGAGCUGUCCAGGCAACUUCCUCGCUUCUCCAUGUACAUUCUGAGCAGCCCCGAUUCUGCUCCCGGGCCUUUGAGCUUUGUGCGGUUUACCCUCAACGAGAGGGUGCAAAUGAUCGUCAUGUGGCUAAAGCAGAGUUUCCUGUUGCCAGAAGACUUGGAGAUCCAAAACGAGUCCUUUGAGGUGUGCUUCACGUCUCUGCGCGACGCGGGACAGCUGUGGAUCAAAAUGACGCCAAGCGGAGAGAUCUCUAUCAACACAGACAACAUCGACUUGGCUGGAGACAUCGUCCAGUCCAUGGCCUCCUUCUGGGCCAUUGAAGACUUGCAGGUUGAAGCUGACUUCCCGGCGUAUUUCGAGGAGAUGCGCAAGGCCCUUGUUGUGGUGGACAAUUCCCACGCGGUCUGCCAGAAGCUCACGGCCAACAUGGCGGACAGCUCCAACCUCAUCCGCAGCGUCCUGGUCCGGGCGGAGGAUUCGCGCCUCAUGAGCGACAUGAAAAAUAUGAAGAGACGAUACAUGGAACUGUACGACCUGAACCGGGAUUUGCUCUCCCAGUACAAGAUCCGCUGCUCCAAUCACACGGAGCUUCUGAACAACCUGAAGGCCAUCAACCAAGCCAUCCAGCGAGCGGGACAGCUGCGGGUUGGUAAACCCAAGGCCCAAGUGAUCGCCGCUUGCCGGGACGCCAUCAAGAACAACAGCGUGAAUAUGCUGAUCAAAAUAAUGCGCGUGGGGACGACAUCUUCCUAGAAACCAAAGCAAAACACAUCUGGACUCUCACCAUAAAAGAUACCUAGUGGCAGGUAGGCUGUAAGCGUAAUGCUAUCUGAUCAGCUCCUAGUGACUGUGUGGUAAAAGCAGAAGCUCAUUUGGAGUAGGAUCUAUGUCUGCGCUCUCCCAAAGGAAGGAUUACUGUGACACAUUGCUAGCGGAGCACAAAGACAGUGGCACUUGGUGGGGAAAGAGACAAAACAUGGACGUCUGUGAACAUCAGGCGCAUGGAGGGAUGUCCUGGAUAUUUCUUGGAAUGGUAAAAUUGUGGAACGAGGCCAAAGGCAGGAACUACAACUAAAUGACCGAGUCAGAGACAGGCUUUAUUUAUUACAACCGUAAUAUUUUGUAGCACUUUUUACAAUAAAAUAAGCAAACCAUAAUUUUCUAUAA
Molecule: messenger RNA, 2518 nt
Organism: Anolis sagrei ordinatus
Lineage: Eukaryota; Metazoa; Chordata; Lepidosauria; Squamata; Anolidae
Source: RefSeq, a predicted model, not a curated record